AUGGCCUCUUUGGUCUGGGGCUUCAUCACUGACUUCUUCACCUAUGAGACCACCAAGUCUGUGGUGGUGAAGAGCUGGUCCGUGGGAAUCAUCAACCGGAUUGUACAAGUGCUCAUCAUCGCAUAUUUUAUCGGGUGGGUCUUCAUCCAUGAGAAAGCCUAUCAGGUGUCCGACACCGGCAUCGAGUCCUCGGUUAUGACCAAAGUAAAAGGCUUCGGUUACCAUCAAAACCGCGUCAUGGAUGUUGCGGACUACGUCUUCCCCCAGCAGGGUGCGAGUGUGUUCUGCAUCAUGACCAAAGUCAUCAUCACUGAGAACCAGUAUCAAGGAAGAUGUCCAGAGUAUGGCAAGGGCUUUUCUUGUCAAAACGAUGAAGAUUGCUGGAAGCAUUAUGGUACCGGCCUCUCAAAUGGUGCCAUUACAGGUGUUUGCCUGUUCAGCAAUAGCACUCACGGACAGUGUGAGAUUGAGGGAUGGUGUCCGUCUGAAGAUGACACCGUUAAGAUCAAACCUAUGAAUGAUAUUGGAAACUUCACCAUCUUCAUCAAGAACAGUAUCAGGUUCCCUCUCUUCAACGUCACCAGGGGUAACUUUCCACCUGACAUGACAGCACAGCAGAUAAAGUCAUGCAACUACCAUCCAGAGACAAUGCCAUCCUGCCCUAUUUUCCGUGUGGCGGACAUCAUCAACAACACUGGACAGGAUGUGACUAAACUUACAGAAAAGGGUGCAGAAAUAGGAAUAAAUAUUGAGUGGAAGUGUAACUUUGACCUAGACGUUGAAAAAUGUCUCCCAAAGUAUUCAUUCACACGACUGGAUGCAGUGUUUGAAAAGAACGCUGUCUCCAAAGGCUACAAUUUCAGGUUUGCCAAAUAUUUCAAGACAGAAAACAAUACUGAGUUUCGGACACUUCACAAAGUGUUUGCCAUUCGGUUUGAUGUACUGGUCACUGGAAAUGCAGGAAAGUUUGGCACAGUUCCAACUCUCAUUAACCUGGUGGCUGCCUUCACUUCUAUCGGACUGGGUACAGUUCUUUGUGAUAUUAUCUUGUUGAACUUCAUGAAAGGGGCAGAGCAGUACAAAGCCAAGAAGUUUGAAGAGGUUUCAGAGGCUCAGAUUGAAGCAUCCAUCACUCAGAGCCCAGACAGCCAGCUGUCACUCAAGGGAGGAAUGAAGAGCUCCUACGACUCGGGAGCACUUUCCCUCGAUAACUCUGAUCAACCAGUUUGACCGACAGAAACGACAACAAUAACAACAUAUGAACAUUCACCUUCCUUUUUCAUUUGAUCCCAGCCCCCUGUCUUAUCACCUUGAAAGAAAUUCACCCUGGCUUUUCUGGGUUUUUGAAUCCUUUAGUUUUAUGGAACUGGAAAAUGAUGAACCAAGAGGCUGCCACACGGGGAGAAGAAAAUAAAGCUUUGUGUUCCAAAAUAAUAUCUGAUACACCAGACUCUCCUGGAUAAUAAAAUGCAAAAAGAGAAAGAUUUAAGAUCUGAGUCAAUGUAUAGUCACCUUU
Messenger RNA from Sphaeramia orbicularis (orbiculate cardinalfish), 1516 nucleotides. RefSeq names its product purinergic receptor P2X, ligand-gated ion channel, 3a (gene p2rx3a). The transcript has 12 exons. NCBI's taxonomy places the organism in Eukaryota, Metazoa, Chordata, Actinopteri, Kurtiformes, Apogonidae. Gene Ontology annotation, molecular function: extracellularly ATP-gated monoatomic cation channel activity; ATP binding; purinergic nucleotide receptor activity. The record is from RefSeq and is a predicted model, not a curated record. Gene Ontology annotation, cellular component: plasma membrane. Gene Ontology annotation, biological process: response to ATP; calcium ion transmembrane transport. The coding region runs from base 1 to 1230 and encodes 409 amino acids.